AAGUGGUGUUGUGACCAAUCAGUUCUAGAGCCUCGAGCUGAAGGGUAUAAAUUUGAGGCGGUUGCCGUAGAGACGUCUGCUACUGAAGAGUUGAACGCAAGAGCCCGUGAUAUCUUGGAAGGAAAGCGUGUGAUGAGCACUAAGUUGCAGCAAAGCAUACUUCAGACAGUUUCCUCGUUCUUGGCCUUUGGACAACACAAUGUCUGAUGUGAAAGCCUGUCCCAAUGUGAGUGGAAAUCCUCCUCCACCAGAGGUCUUAAAUCCCAAAAAGCCUGGACGCGUAACCAAUCAACUACAGUAUCUCGACAAGGUGGUAAUCAAAGCUUUAUGGAGGCAUCACUUUUCUUGGCCCUUUCGCCAGCCUGUCGAUGCAGUAGCACUGCGGCUCCCAGACUAUUAUUCAAUUGUUACAAAUCCUAUGGAUCUGGGCACUAUUAAGAAGCGUCUUCAGAACAAAUAUUACUGCCAAUCGCUUGAGUGUAUACAAGACUUCAACAGCAUGUUUACCAACUGCUACAUGUACAACCGGCCUGGAGAUGACAUUGUUUUUAUGGCACAGAGUCUGGAGAAGCUUUUUUUGCAGAAGGUGUCCCAGAUGCCUAAGGAAGAGUUGGAAGUUACAGCAGUCACUACAACAGAACCAGUGAAAGUGAGAAAGACGAAUGCAGGUGCAUUAAAGCAGAGAUCCCUUGUGUCAGAAGUUGUUCUCCAACAGACAGUGACCGUCAUCCCUCCUGCUGUGCCACAGUUCAUCCCACCCUUACAGCUCUCUGCACAAUUUGAUGCAACAAUUAAAAAAGGUUUUAAGAGGAAAGCCAACCCCACACCCUCCACCACCUCAGAGAUCCCCCCCAUUGAGGCGUCCCCUGCUGAGGACCAUUCAGCACCUUGUACUUUGUCCUCUAGAAGAGGCUGUGGCCGGCCCAUUAAACCUCCUAAGAAAGACUUGCCUGCGUUUGAUGGAAAGAAGGGCAGACUGUCUGAGCAGCUCAGGUACUGCAGUGACAUCCUGAAGGAGAUGCUCUCAAAGAGGCACUAUGCAUAUGCAUGGCCCUUUUAUACCCCUGUUGAUGCGGUUGCUUUGGGCUUGCACGACUACCAUGACAUCAUCAAGCAGCCUAUGGACCUGAGCACCAUCAGGAAAAAAAUGGAUCAACGUCGGUAUGCAAAUGCAAAGGAAUUUGCUGCUGAUGUGCGACUGAUGUUCUCCAACUGUUACAAGUACAAUCCACCUUCACAUGAGGUGGUCUACAUGGCGAGAAAGCUCCAGGAAAUUUUCGAGGCUCGUUAUCUCAAGAUUCCCCAAGAACCAGAGGAUGGUUCCAUACCUCAUCAGAGAAUUAUGAAGGGAAAAGGAGACAGAAUUGGGAGUUUGUCAACCUCAGCAAGUUCUGAAAGUGAAAGUUCCUCAGAGUCAGAAAGUUCAUCCGAAGAAGUGGCCAUGCAGCUGGCCAACCUAGAGGAGCGGUUGAAAGCUGUCAGUGAUCAGCUGAAGAGACUUAGCCAAGACCCCCUGAUGAAACCAAAGAAAAAAGGAGUUGAAAAGUUGAAAAAGGAAAAAAGAUCUAAAGAAAAAGAUAUUGCUCGACUAAAGCACAAAUCCUCAAAAUACCAAUCUAUUGUAGAAAAAAUCACCAACAGCAAGAGCUCUUCUUUGCCUGGCAACAAACACAAUAUUCAGAGAACACCCAUAAAAUGUGAGGAUGAGGUCCCAUCAACACCAAUGACUUACCAGGAGAAGAAGCAGUUGAAAUUGGACAUUGACAAGCUGCCCGGUGACAAACUGGGCAAGCUGGUGAACAUCAUUCAUGCCAGGGAGUCUUGUCUGCGAGAUUCCACUCUAGAGGACAUUGAGAUUGACUUUGAAAUGCUCAAGCCUUCCACACUGAGAGCUCUUCAGAGGUUUGUUGCAACAUGUCUGAGGAAAUGCCAAAAAAAGCUGAUGAAGCCCACAGAAGGAAUCCAGACUGGGAAACUAAAGGAUGCUGGAAGAUCUGGGGUUGUCAGUAAAGAGCAGCACUUGAUUAAGAAAAAAAAGACAGAAGCUAAAUUCAUGGCGUCUCCUGACCUCAGCUGCAGCAGCAGCAGCUCGUCAUCCAGCUCUGACAGCAGCAGUAGUAGUCAAUCUAGCACUUCUGAGAGCAGUGACUCUGAAACAGUGCCCAAAACAAAGAAGCAGAAAAGUAAAGAAUCUUGCCAAAAGGUUAAGACAAAGUCAAAGGUCCCACGUGCUUCCUGUAAUAAGCAGAUAAAGGAGGCAAACAAUUUGACAAAAGCCUCAGUGGAGACGUCUCAGCCUCCUCCUGCUGUGCAGCCCUCAGCAGCAGAGACUGAAGGCCACCCGCCAUGCCCUAAUGAGGAGCUGACUUUAUCACCUCCAGAUUUGUCUGCCCUUUUAUCGCCCAUGGCAUCUCCAGAAGUUUUGCUGGACUGGGCUGCUGCCAGAUUUGAGCAGGGCCCAGUGCUGUCCCCUCUGAGAGAGAGCCCACUACAGUCGAAAGAUGAGACGAGGCCCAUGAUUAUCCCAGAUUUCAGAUACCCUGAGGAUGUCCUUGACAGCCAGUUGACUGAUGUGCCUUUCUCCAACUCAGCAAGUAAAUCUGCUGAAGAGGAAAAACCCCAAAUUCCCAAAAAGGACAUUGUUCUGAAAAAUGCUGAGUCUUGGGCGAGACUGGUGAGACAGUCAGUCACUCCAGCUACAAUCAAGUCCUCAAAGGAGAGCUUCCAGCAUUUCCGUAAGGCUGCCAUAGAGAAAGAGGAACGAGAAAAAGCACUGAAGAAGAAACAGAUUGAAGAAAACAAGGAGAAGGAGGCUCCAGAAAACAGCAGAAGCUUGAUACCUGAUUUAAAGAGAGCAACUUCUAAGUACCAAGGACAUUCUCCAUCUAGCCUUCCAGGCCCAUGUGAAGCAGAACAAAAUCCACAGCCUAUUAAAGAGGAUGCUGAUUCACCAGAGAGCAUUUGCACAGAGGUUGCCUUAGAUGUGUCCAAAGAUGUCGAGCAGCCAAUGAAGCCAAAGUCUCCCAAGGAAACACGACCUCUAACCACACAGUCCUCAGUAGAUAAGGAAAGGGAGAUGGCCCGCAGAAAGGAACAAGAGCGUCGCAGGCGAGAGGCUAUGUCUGGUAUUGACAUGACUAUGCAGCAGGACAUCAUGACUACAUUUGAGCUUAACCUGGACUAAAAAUGACAUGGGAUUUACUCAAAAAAUGUGUCCUUUUGUGCAAGACUCCUGAUUGUCAUUUCACAAUAGUUAAUUGUGAGGAAAAAAAAAUUAAACAAAGUAUAAAUGUGUCUUGCCCUUAAAUUGUAUUUGAAAUGGUUAGUAAAUGUCUGCACUGAUGCACUCUUGAAUGUGGGAUUAAGGUGAAGCAUGCAUGUUUUUCUGUUCUUUUCACAUUUGGAUGAGUCCACUUACAGCUGACAGGUGUGUAUGACAAGCCAAUUAAUGCAUCCAUACACUGCAGUUAAAAUGCCACACUGUUGUCUUGUUCGCUGAAAUGUGCAGUGUUGUUUUGUUCUUGUGUUUUAGGUUAUUCCAGUUAAUGAACCCUCACCACCAUGCCUCAGUUAAUCCUGACUCAAAAAUAUGUUAAAUGUAGACAAAACACUGGUUACAUGCACAAGUCCUGUGACUGUUUUUUUUUCCUCUCUAAAACAUUUUUAUUAACAAUGUCUUUUUUCUCUUUUUUUUUUUUUUUUUU
This is a messenger RNA of Seriola aureovittata, 3704 nucleotides long. RefSeq names its product bromodomain, testis-specific (gene brdt). The transcript is spliced from 20 exons. Gene Ontology annotation, cellular component: nucleus; chromatin. Gene Ontology annotation, biological process: positive regulation of transcription elongation by RNA polymerase II; chromatin remodeling. Bases 200 to 3184 code for a protein of 994 amino acids. The record is from RefSeq and is a predicted model, not a curated record. NCBI's taxonomy places the organism in Eukaryota, Metazoa, Chordata, Actinopteri, Carangiformes, Carangidae.